AAGCAGUACGCCUGCCAGGAGCUGCAGGGGGUGUAGUCUGUUAGUUGAGGCUAGGGUUACGCUUCUCUUUCAUUUCACUCAAUCUGAAGAGCACUUUCGCUUGAAUUAUGAGUGGAAAAGUUACCUUAUUCGUCUCCGAUAUCUCAGGAAACAAGGAGACUAAAAAACGUCAACAACACAUGCGCACUCAACUAGAGGCACAUAAAGUGCCUUUUGAUGUAAUUGAUGUUGCACAAGAUUCUGAUGCUUUGGAUAGAAUGAGGGAACUUGUGGGAGAUGAAGAAGCUCUAGCUCCUCAGAUUGCCAAUGGUGAUGAGUACUGUGGGGGCUUUGAAGAAUUUGAAGCUGCCAUUGAAGGAGAAAAUCUAGGAGAAUUCCUGAAACUGAAAUAAAAAUUUUACAG
Molecule: messenger RNA, 403 nt
Organism: Pocillopora verrucosa
Lineage: Eukaryota; Metazoa; Cnidaria; Anthozoa; Scleractinia; Pocilloporidae
Product: SH3 domain-binding glutamic acid-rich-like protein 3
Cellular component (GO): cytoplasm
Source: RefSeq, a predicted model, not a curated record